AUGAUAAAAAUAUCCUCCAGUGAUAUAAAAAAAUGUGGAAAUGUUUAUUAUUAUACCUCACCGGAUAUAGUUUUUAAUAUUUCCUGUAUAAUUUGCAAUGAGAGUAUUUGUUUUGACAACUUUAUAGAACAUUUUCGGAAACUUCAUUUGGAGGAUGAUCUAAAAAAGUUCAAGGAUCUAAAUGCUAUAAAAAAGGAAGAUGAUGAUGAUGCUAAACUAAUAGAAGAUGAAGAAAAAAUUAUUAUAAACCAAGUAGUAGUAGAUGAAGAGGAAUUUGUGACAAUCAAUUCUGUGGAUCCAUUAUCAGAUGCCGGAAAAAGUAGUGAAUAUUGUAAUGAUGAAGAUAAUGAGGAGGACGACGAUGAUAAACCUUUAAAUUAUAUUAUUAAUAAAAAACAACAAAUUAGCAAUGCAAAUGAUGUGGAUAAUGAAGUAACAAAUGACCAUAACAACUUCAAGGAAAGCGAUGAUGAUGAUUAUGAAUGGCCUGAUGAUGGGAAUAAGGAUAUUGAAUCAAAAAAGCCCCCACCCCCUGAAGAUUUGCCCUACAAAUGCCCACUGUGUCCACGUUCUUAUGCCAUAAAACACUCAUUACAAAAGCACAAGUCCAGUGCCCAUAAUCCCAAUAAACCCAAGCGUAAGACAUCAACUAAACCCAAACACAAAUGCGAUGAAUGCCAGCAAGUUUUUCGAACAGCGGCCAUAUUGAAGGGCCAUAAAUACACACAUACGGGCAUUUUUUGUGAUAUAUGCCAAAAACCAUUUCGCCAGGUGGGCACUAUGCUGCAGCAUAAAAUACGCCACACCGGCAUCAAGCAGCACAAAUGCCAACAAUGCCCCCGAGAGUUCUAUACGGACAAGGAGCUGAAAUCCCAUAUGAUAAGUCAUAUCGGAAUGCCAUUUGUGUGCGAGCUGCAUCUCAACAUCAUUAACAACUUUUACAAAAAAUGGGGCAUUAAAAUAAACCCCACAAAAUCUGAAGCUAUUUGCAUUCGCAAUGCAAGUGGCAAAUGUCAUAGACUGGUGGUGCCGCAAAGUAAAAACCUCUCUCUUCCGCUUGAUGGUAUCCAAAUUCCAUUCAAAACAUCAUUAAAGUAUCUAGGUGUAACCUUUAGUUACCUAUUUCGAUUUAAUCAGCAUGGUCGGCUUAUCACCACCAAAGCAAAAAAGGUUGCUGGAAUGUAUGCUGGUAUCCUCAAGAGUAAAUAUAUGCCAUCACAGACAAAACUUCUAAUUUAUAAGGUAGCGAUACGACCUCUGCUCAUCUACGCUUUCCCUAUUUGGUUCUCCAUUUCUCCUGUGGUGGCCAACAACAUGGAAAUAUUCGAGAGAAAUGUCUUACGCAAAUGUUUGAACAAAAACUUCCAAUGCCCUUCGAAACGUUACUCGAACGAAUUCAUUUACACCAACGCUUCCAUCAAACCUCUCUGUCACUAUGCGAUGCAACAACACCUAAAAUUCGCCGAAAGACUGGAGCAUCACGAAAAUCCAUUAAUGAACGAAAUCUUUGAAGCAAACCACAAUACCACAUGGACUUCGUCUACAUACCUAUCGUCAGUAGGAAUACUUCACGAAGAUCUUAAUAAUGUCAAUCUAACCUCACCUCCUCAAUUCUAUAUCAAGGCUCUGUGUGGCAAACGUUGUAGAGAUCGUGGUGUUUUAACGGCCCACAUGCGUCGUCACACGGGUGAACGGCCGGCCAAAUGUGAGGUGUGCCAGAAGAGUUUCUUCUCAGCCUAUGAUUUGAGUAUACACGCUGUGGGCCAUUCCAAUGAGCGGCCAUUUUCCUGCGAAGUUUGUGCAUCGCGGUUUGGUACGAAAAAAGCUUUACGUAUUCAUCGACGCAUACAUGCAGCAAAGAGGCAAACAGAUGUGGCAGAUGUUGCUGGAGCAACAACUGAAAAAACAAUGGCCAACAAUCUGGAGACAAAAUCUUUAGCAAAUGUUAUUAAUAAUAGCCAAUUUUUAUAUAGCCAUAAUGAAGUAAUUAAUUUAAAUGAAUUUUGA
Musca vetustissima is the source of this 2007-nucleotide messenger RNA. Its product is annotated as zinc finger protein 62-like. Gene Ontology annotation, cellular component: nucleus. The transcript is spliced from 3 exons. Lineage: Eukaryota; Metazoa; Arthropoda; Insecta; Diptera; Muscidae. Bases 1 to 2007 code for a protein of 668 amino acids. Gene Ontology annotation, biological process: regulation of gene expression. The record is from RefSeq and is a predicted model, not a curated record.